This is a messenger RNA of Mugil cephalus (flathead mullet), 3415 nucleotides long. It is a transcript of the gene slc25a37, whose product is annotated as solute carrier family 25 member 37. The record is from RefSeq and is a predicted model, not a curated record. The coding region runs from base 115 to 1128 and encodes 337 amino acids. NCBI's taxonomy places the organism in Eukaryota, Metazoa, Chordata, Actinopteri, Mugiliformes, Mugilidae. The transcript has 4 exons. Gene Ontology annotation, cellular component: mitochondrial membrane. Gene Ontology annotation, molecular function: ferrous iron transmembrane transporter activity. Gene Ontology annotation, biological process: iron import into the mitochondrion.
GGCGCUGGAACUCACCAAAGUAGUGACGAUGAUGAUGUUGUGGUUGUCCAUGCCGCCGAUACCCCUGUGAGAGGUAUCUCGUGCGGGAGACGCCGUGGGGGGAGCUCACCACGCAUGGAGCUGAGCUCGGAGCGUGCGGUGGCCACGCUGGAGAUGUCGCAGACGAAAAGCAAAGACGACGAGGAACCGUCAGGCACUGACGGGGACUACGAGAGCUUGCCACCUCAUGUCUCAGUGACGACCCACAUGACAGCAGGCGCCGUGGCUGGCAUACUGGAGCACACGGUGAUGUACCCCGUGGACUCUGUCAAGACGAGGAUGCAGAGCCUGCAGCCGGACCCAAAUGCUCAGUACCGGGGCGUGUAUGAGGCUCUGAAAAGGAUCAUCCGGACAGAGGGAUUCUUCAGACCCCUUAGGGGCCUUAACAUCACCAUGAUGGGAGCAGGGCCGGCCCACGCGCUCUACUUCGCCUGCUACGAACGGCUGAAGCGCUCGCUGAGCGACGUCAUUCAGAGUGGAGGCAACAGCCAUUUAGCCAAUGGUGUGGCUGGGAGCGUGGCCACCGUUCUUCACGAUGCAGUGAUGAAUCCAGCUGAAGUGGUCAAGCAGAGGAUGCAAAUGUAUAAUUCUCCAUACCGAGGACUUUGGGACUGUGUUCGCACGGUGACGCACACCGAAGGCAUCGGAGCCUUCUACCGCAGCUACAGCACACAACUGACCAUGAACAUCCCCUUCCAGGCCGUUCACUUCAUCACCUACGAACUGAUGCAGGAGCAGUUAAACCCCCACAGACACUACCACCCCGGCAGCCACAUAGUGUCGGGAGCAAUAGCGGGAGCCGUUUCCGCCGCAAUAACUACUCCACUUGAUGUUUGUAAAACGCUGCUCAACACACAAGAGAAUGUAGCGCUCAACUCGGUGAACGUCAGCGGCCACUUAUCAGGAAUGGCCAAUGCCUUCAGGACUGUGUACCGGCUCGGUGGUCCGGGAGCUUUCUUCAAAGGGGUCCAAGCUCGGGUCAUUUACCAGAUGCCCUCCACUGCCAUUGCCUGGUCGGUGUAUGAGUUCUUCAAGUACUUCCUGACAAAGCAGCAGGUGGAACAAGAGGCAGGACCUCGGCAGCUGUAAUGCAAAGCGGCAGGCUGACGGAAGAAGGCUCCAACUUGAAUGUGUGUGAGCUCAGUGUGUUUUCCCAUGAGCUGUUUGAGGAAAUAACACAAGAUUUUCUCUCACAAGGAAGUCACUGUGGUGGGGGCGUGGCAAAGACUGCCACUCCUCAUAGUUUUCUUCGGUAAGACGGCGUGCUUGAGUUAAGAUGAUGUUGCACAACCGCGAUAUGCAACAGAGACGACGGAUUCCCGUACAAGAGUUUUAUCUUUUUUCUUCCGACACUCCACAGACACACCAACCACCAAUCUCCAAACUCUCCAGCUUGUACAGUACAUGUGGUAAACACAUGAUUAACUUGUUUAUGUUUCUUAAUAUUGGAGCUUUUUUUAUUUAUUUUCUUAGCUCUGUGAAGCUUGCAUUUUAUGAAUGCGGAAGAAACACACGGCUGUUUGUUUUAGUGCAUUGUGUGUUUAUGAAAAACCAUUGCCACACAUUUUUUUAUUUCCACUCCUCCGCAGACCGGUCCGUUGUGUUUUCCAAGUGCCUCGAGAAUACUAAACACUUCUUUAUCUCGUUUUGCUCUGCUCUCGACACAGGAGAUAUUUCCACAUUUUACGUGUGUUAUUGUGUCUUUCAUAUCUGAACAUUCUCAACAAGUGUCUGCCUAAAUUUUCCAUUUUUUUUAUUUUUUAAUAAUGCUUUUGAAGUUUUCCUCCCGUCUGAGAGACCCUCUGUCUCUCUCAGUAUCAAAGUGUGUCGGCUGUAAUGGUCCAGUGAUUUGCCUUGUUAAAAGCGCAGUACUACAAUGAAUCACGCACAAUAAUAGUCUAACAUAAAUAAAUAACCAUAGCUGUUGCAGAAGCCGGGCAGCUUGUUUGAAUGUAUUCAAACCUGAAAACAUAUUUUGACCGUGGCUAUUUCUGAGGAACCUCUUGAAGCAGGUCCACAUGUGGACCACGUAAGGCUGUUACGUGGGACGACGACAGCGUCUCAACCCUUGUGUGCGUUUGUACUUGUGUGACGUUUGCUUUGUUCAUGUGUGGAAACUGACCUUCAAAAUAAGAGGUCGGUUGUAUAUAAACUACAAAAUAUAUGUUUGACUGAACGUUAACAAGCAAUUUUCUGGGGUCUAAAAUCUCACACUCCCGACUCUUUUUUUUAUUUUGAACAGCUUUGAUGAUGUUGGGCACACUUUGUUACCACAAGGCCAGUAAAAACCAAAUCAGCCGUUAGGCAGGCAAUGCUACUUCUUGUAUUUCCACUUAUCCUGUUGUAUUUAGACACUUCCUGUGUGCUCACUGCUCUCUCCAGCCUAUUGUCUAUCUUGGAUUCAGCCAUCCAGACGUUUGGCCAGAUAUUAAUGUAAUCCCGAAAGCAGACAGAUUUAUUUGUUUUUAGUAAGCGUUUUGUCUUACUUUGGAAAACUUUGCGAGAGCCCAGUAGUCCCAUUAACCCUUUAGUAACUGAUUCCUCAUGCUCAUACAGUUGGGUUCAUACUAAGAAACCAAAGACAUGCAUCAUAGGCUAUGCAUCCUGCUUUUUAUCUGCUUGCUGUGAAUUAUCAUUCCACCUUUUUAGUCUCGUUUAACUGCCUAAUAACUUGAAAUCUUCAGAAUCUCUCGGAAGGUCGAUGAUCUCUGCAUUUGUUUUUUUUAGCUCAGUGGUGUCCUGGGCGGAAGCAUUUAAGAGUGGAAAUUGUACAUUAACUAUUUUUCAGUAAGGUUGGAAAAUUGCAUCGUGACUUAAUUCUUAGCUUGCUGUUUAUACUGAAUAGUAGUUGCACAUGCAAUAUUAAUUUCAUAUUUAGAUGCUUUUGUCAUCUUGAAUAUAAAAGUGGCUUCAUUAGCAUAGAUACACUCAGCUUUAUUUAUGUGUAGCCACAGUUCAGUUAGUCUGCUGCACACAUUGUGUUUGUUUUGUUUUUUUAGUGUAGAUCUUCUGAUUUUAAGUUAAUCAUAAUGAACCAGAUUAAAAUGAAGCCCAUCAUGAUAGGAUUUUAAAUGACUGCAUUACACUCGCUGUCGACACUCCACAGUUACUCUGAGGUAUCGAUUCACAAAAGCGUGUCAUUGUAGUAGUGUCGUAAAUAUAACUUCAGAUAAACGCUUACAUUUUAAAAUGGAAAUAUUUUCAUGCUAUUGACGCACAAAUGAUUAAAAUGGGAGUUGGUGUGAUUUUUGCUCUGCACCAUCUCCAGAACAGGAAUACUUGGAAGUUUGACAAUGCAAAUAUUUAAUGAUUGUGAUAAUGCUGCUACAGUAUGUAACACUGGAGCUGAAAUUAAAAAAAAAAAGCAAAUGCGAAA